GGGUGGGGGUGGGGGGUGAUUGCCGGUCGUUUGUUGUGGCUGUUAAAUUUUAAACUGCCAUGCACUCGGCUUCCAGUAUGCUGGGAGCGGUGAAGAUGGAAGGGCACGAGCCGUCCGACUGGAGCAGCUACUAUGCCGAACCCGAGGGCUACUCCUCGGUGAGCAACAUGAACGCCGGCCUGGGGAUGAACGGGAUGAACACUUACAUGAGCAUGUCGGCGGCCGCCAUGGGCAGUGGCUCGGGCAACAUGAGCGCCGGCUCCAUGAACAUGUCGUCGUACGUGGGCGCGGGCAUGAGCCCGUCCCUGGCCGGCAUGUCUCCCGGGGCGGGCGCCAUGGCCGGCAUGGGCGGCUCGGCCGGGGCGGCCGGCGUGGCGGGCAUGGGGCCGCACCUGAGCCCCAGCCUGAGCCCCCUCGGGGGCCAGGCGGCCGGGGCCAUGGGCGGCCUGGCGCCCUACGCGAACAUGAACUCGAUGAGCCCCAUGUACGGGCAGGCCGGCCUGAGCCGCGCGCGCGACCCCAAGACCUACCGGCGCAGCUACACGCACGCCAAGCCGCCGUACUCGUACAUCUCGCUCAUCACCAUGGCCAUCCAGCAGAGCCCCAACAAGAUGCUGACCCUGAGCGAGAUCUACCAGUGGAUCAUGGACCUCUUCCCCUUUUACCGGCAGAACCAGCAGCGCUGGCAGAACUCCAUCCGCCACUCGCUCUCCUUCAACGACUGCUUCCUCAAGGUGCCCCGUUCGCCCGACAAGCCCGGCAAGGGCUCCUUCUGGACCCUGCACCCCGACUCGGGCAACAUGUUCGAGAACGGCUGCUACCUGCGCCGCCAGAAGCGCUUCAAGUGCGAGAAGCAGCUGGCCCUGAAGGAGGCCUCGGGCGCCGCUGGCGGCAGCAAGAAGACGGCUGCCGGGGCCCAGGCCUCGCAGGGGCAGCUCGGGGAGGCCGCCGGGCCGGCCUCGGAGACUGCGGCCGGCACCGAGUCGCCCCACUCGAGCGCUUCCCCGUGCCAGGAGCACAAGCGAGGGGGGCUCGGGGAGCUGAAGGGGACGCCAGCCACAGCGCUGAGCCCCCCGGAGCCGGCGCCGUCGCCUGGGCAGCAGCAGCAGGCCGCGGCCCACCUGCUGGGCCCUCCCCAUCACCCGGGCCUGCCCCCCGAGGCCCACCUGAAGCCCGAGCACCACUACGCCUUCAACCACCCCUUCUCCAUCAACAACCUCAUGUCUUCCGAGCAGCAGCACCACCACGGCCACCACCAUCACCAGCCCCACAAAAUGGACCUCAAGGCCUACGAGCAGGUGAUGCACUACCCGGGCUACGGCUCCCCCAUGCCAGGAAGCCUGGCCAUGGGCCCGGUCACGAACAAAGCGGGCCUGGACGCCUCGCCCCUGGCUGCAGACACCUCCUACUACCAGGGGGUGUACUCCCGGCCCAUUAUGAACUCCUCUUAAGAAGACGGAGGCUUCCCGCCUAGCUCGGACUGGACGAGAGAGGAGGCGGGGAUGGAGACUUUGAGAAAGGGGUGCUGGAAAGAUGCAGGGGAGCAGGACCCAUCACACCCCUGCCCCGAUAGCAGUCUCCCUCCUCCUCCUCUGCAGCCCUUCCUCCCCCAUCUGGGCCACACUGAUGUCUAUCAUCUUGUAUAAGGAGGGCAAGGGAAAAAAGAUAAACAGUCAAAAAGGAAGAAAGAAAAGCCUCAGUUUCCACUACUGUGUAGACACCUGCUUCUUUAAGCACCUGCGAAUUUUGACUUUUUGUUGUCGUGGUUCCUCUCCAUUGCUGUUGUUGCAGGGAAGUCUUACUUUAUUAAAAACAGAAACAAACAAACAAAAAAACAAAAAACAAAAAAGAAAAAAACACAAACUUUUGUGACUCAGUGUAAAACCACGUAGUUUUAACAGAGGACAGAGUUGUACUACUGUUUAAGAAAGAGGAAAAAAAAAAAAAAAACAAUGUAAGGGUCUGUUGUAAAUGACCAAGAAAAAGAAAAAAAAAAAAAGCAUUCUCAUUCUUGACACGGUGAAAUCCAGGUCUCAAGUCUGAUUAAUUUAUGGUUUCCGCGUGCUUUAUUUAUGGCUUAUAAAUGUGUGUUCCUACUGCAAGGACCAGAGUUCCACAAAUCUAUAUUAAAGUGUUAUUGCCAGUUUUAUGCUUUGAA
Molecule: messenger RNA, 2158 nt
Organism: Phacochoerus africanus (Common warthog)
Lineage: Eukaryota; Metazoa; Chordata; Mammalia; Artiodactyla; Suidae
Gene: FOXA2
Product: forkhead box A2
Exons: 2
Coding region: 60-1451 (463 amino acids)
Biological process (GO): cell differentiation; regulation of transcription by RNA polymerase II; anatomical structure morphogenesis
Molecular function (GO): protein domain specific binding; transcription factor binding; DNA-binding transcription factor activity, RNA polymerase II-specific
Source: RefSeq, a predicted model, not a curated record